AUGUCAGGAGAAUUAGAACUACUCAAAACUCAAGUUGCUGAAUUGCAGGAGCUGGUUAAACGCCAAACUCUUUUGAUAUCAAAAACGGGGCAAAAUGUUUUAGAAUUACAGGUCUCUAAACAGAGAUCAGAUGUCAACUCGUUUGGCAGUAGUAAACAAUCAUCUGGUUCAAAGGUGAGUAAUCCGCAGGUCGAGUCAGCAGAUUUGGCUACCAAUGAAGAUUUGGUGCAGCUCGUGGGUGAAUUGCAAGGUCAAUUAGACACAAUCGAGGAGAGAUCGAUUAGAAGAUUGGCAAACUCUGCAAAAGUAGAUGCCCAUGAAUUUUUAUCUCCCUUGCCCAAUGCUGACGGUGAGAUUCCACUAGCUGAAGGAAACCUGUUUCCUCGCACUUUGAAGGAAUUCAAAGCGAUAACAAAUAUCUCACUUUUCAAACUAGCCAAGUUUUAUGAGCUAUUACCACCAAGUUUGAAAGAGCAAGAAGCUUUCGAAGAUUUUUUGGAAGGCAAAGUUCAAGAUUUUCAUAUUGACGAGAUUCCAGAUGAAGAAGUUGAAAAGGAACUUAAGAAAUAUUCAGCUGAUCAGUUAGAGGAUGUCUUUAAUGAUCUAGCAAGAUAUUUGGGUCUGAAACAAAGAAGAGGUACAGCAACUUGGUAA
Zygotorulaspora mrakii is the source of this 654-nucleotide messenger RNA. RefSeq names its product Mrp8p (gene MRP8). The transcript has a single exon. The record is from RefSeq and is a predicted model, not a curated record. Lineage: Eukaryota; Fungi; Ascomycota; Saccharomycetes; Saccharomycetales; Saccharomycetaceae. The coding region runs from base 1 to 654 and encodes 217 amino acids.